AUGUCCAGGAGAGCCCCGAACCCCGCCGCUGAGCGGGCGGCGCAAAACCAAGCUACCAUCAAGAGCCUCCUCAAGUUGGAGGCCAACAAGGUCUGCUCUGACUGCAAAAGAAACAAGCAUCCUCGAUGGGCCAGCUGGAACCUUGGCGUCUUCAUCUGUAUCCGAUGCUCAGGCAUCCACCGUGGCAUGGGCACUCACAUCAGCCGAGUCAAAUCCGUCGACCUCGAUUCCUGGACCGACGAACAACUCCAGAGCGUUCUGAAAUGGGGCAAUGCCCGCGCCAACAAAUACUGGGAGGCAAAGCUUGCGGCCGGUCACGCUCCCUCCGAAGCCAAGAUCGAGAACUUUAUCCGAACAAAGUACGAACUCAAGCGAUGGGUUAUGGACGGCCCAAUGCCCGAUCCUGCGACUCUAGAUGUCGAAGGCGACGACGAUGUGCCCCUCAGUAUCGUCAAGGAGAAGCAGGUUAUAGAGCGCAAGGAGUCUAUCAGGAAGGCUUCCCUGACCAACUCAUCAGCACCAAGGACCGUUCCCCCGCCUCAGGGGGAUCUUAUCGGCGGAGAUCCUGUCCCUGUGCGAUCAAGCAGCGCUGCUCCUCAGUCAUCCAAGGUCCCCCCCAAGGGUGAGCCUGCCCCCCCAAGAACAACAAGCACAAAGGAUUCGCUACUCGGACUCGACUUCUUCGGUGAGCCCCAGGCCCCUCCACGACCAGCUAGCACAACCGGUACCGCCCCAAGCGGCCAGUCGCGACCUGACUUGAAGCAAUCUAUUCUCUCUUUGUACGCAUCUGCACCUCGAGUCCAACCCCAGGCCCAGCCGCAGCAGCCUUCAUCUGCUGGAGGUUUCGGCGGUUUCGCUUCUCCCACUUUCAGCCACCAGUCACAAGGCUCAGUUGGUGGGUUCAACGAUGCCUUUAGCAGUCUCAGCGUCUCGAACGCUCCCAAACCCGCUGCCCCUGAUCCUUUUGCCAGCCUCGGUUCUGCUGGCCGUACCACAUCCACCAACAAUAAUGCAUUUGGUGGCCUAGGAGGAGGCAGUUUCUUUGACAGCAAGCCCUCGCAGCCUUCUGCUCCUACUCAUCAGCACCAAUCUUCCAACUUUUCCAACUUUGGCGGCUUUUCCUCCCCCGCGCCUGUUGCUGCCGCAGCUCCGGCCGCACCCAAGCCUGCUCAAUCCUCUGCUAUGGGUGAUCUCUUUGAUCUUUCUGCGCCUGUGGCCACAUCGCCUCCUCCACCACCGCCCGCAGCCGCUCCUACCAGCUCCGUCUUUAACCUCUCUUCCCCUCAAAGCCUCCCUGCUGCUGCACCUGCUAGCACCACAACCAGUUCCAUGGGUGGUUUCUCUGGUGCUGAUGUGUGGGGUGGAGGCGAAUGGGGAGCCCCUGCAGUAGCUCCAGUCCCUGUUCAAAAGGCUCCUGAACCAGCAAAGCCUGCGACUACCGGCUUUGAAUGGGGCAACUCGGGAGGCGCUUUCGCCAACACUCCCAUAGUCCCCGGAGCAUCGGGAGGCUUGACAUCUGGUGGUUUCAAUCCUAUCGCAUCACCCAAGGUUUCAGCCGACGAGGAAUUUGGAGGAUGGACCAGCAGCGCGCCUCCUGCUGGUGGAAGCACUAGCCAAACAAAGUCCAGCGGUUUCGGCGGAGAUGAUGACUUGUUCUCUAAUGUGUGGCAGUAG
Molecule: messenger RNA, 1674 nt
Organism: Fusarium pseudograminearum CS3096
Lineage: Eukaryota; Fungi; Ascomycota; Sordariomycetes; Hypocreales; Nectriaceae
Exons: 2
Coding region: 1-1674 (557 amino acids)
Biological process (GO): intra-Golgi vesicle-mediated transport; endoplasmic reticulum to Golgi vesicle-mediated transport; endocytosis
Cellular component (GO): Golgi apparatus
Molecular function (GO): GTPase activator activity; metal ion binding
Source: RefSeq, a predicted model, not a curated record